AUGUCUUUUUAUUUAUUUAUAGGUGGUGUGGCUGGUGAAGGGUAUCAAUACCUAAAGACGCCAAUGUGGUGGACUGGACUUAUUCUCAUGGUUCUUGGUGAAUUUUGUAAUUUCGUUGCUUAUGCAUUUGCACCAGCUGUAUUGGUUACCCCUCUCGGUGCUCUUAGUGUGGUGAUUAGUGCCAUUCUAUCAUCCAUCUUCUUGAAGGAAAGAUUGACUUUUCAUGGAAAAGUAGGAUGUCUUCAAUGUAUUCUUGGUGCUGUGAUGAUUGUUUUACAUGCUCCUGCAAAUGUAGCCGCAGAUGCAACCGUGGAAGGAUUCAAAAGAUUGGUAUUAAGUGUUGGAUUUUUGGUGUAUGCAAGUUUGGUAUUUGUACUCUCGUUGAUAUUGAUCUUUUAUUGUGGUCCACGUUGGGGAAAAAAGAAUAUGCUGGUAUAUAUCUUCAUUUGUUCUAUUAUUGGAUCUAUCUCCGUAGUAUUUACUCAAGGAUUCGGUUCGGCUAUUGUCUAUUCAAUCAGUACUGCCAAUCAAUUCACGAACUGGUUUAUCUACAUCAUGCUAUUAAUAUUAAUCUUUACCCUUAUAUUGGAAAUUGUUUACCUCAACAAGGCUUUGAAUCUGUACAACACCGCGCUCGUCACACCAACAUAUUACGUGAUCUUCACCACCAUGACCAUCAUCAGUUCUACGGUUUUGUUUCAAGGCUUUACAGCAUCAGGUACCGAUAUUGCUUCCUGUAUCGUUGGUUUUCUCUGUAUUUGCUCUGGUGUGACCCUUUUACAUCAUUCA
Molecule: messenger RNA, 789 nt
Organism: Halteromyces radiatus
Lineage: Eukaryota; Fungi; Mucoromycota; Mucoromycetes; Mucorales; Cunninghamellaceae
Product: magnesium transporter
Exons: 4
Biological process (GO): magnesium ion transport
Cellular component (GO): membrane
Molecular function (GO): magnesium ion transmembrane transporter activity
Source: RefSeq, a predicted model, not a curated record